AUGGCAGAAAAUCGUGCUGGGAAAGCUGGGAUUAACGCAGAGGCUCAGGACCGUAUCAACAGUAAGUACAAUGACGAUAUCGCUCACGAAACACUUGAAUGGAUUAAGAAAUUGACCGGUGCCCCGGCCGACACCUCUGGCAGCGCGGAUAAUCUCUACGAGGUACUUAAAGAUGGAACACUUCUGUGUAAACUGGUCAACGCCAUACAAGAAGGGUCUGUGAAGAAGGUCAACCAGUCUACAAUGGCCUUUAAGUGUAUGGAGAACAUUAACGCAUUCCUCGAGGCAGCUAAGAAACUGGGUGUGCCACCGCAGGAAACAUUCCAAACUAUUGAUCUGUGGGAGAGGCAGAAUUUAUAUUCCGUUGUGAUAUGCUUACAAUCAUUGGGCAGAAAAGCCGGUAAUUAUGGCAAACCAUCAAUUGGACCUAAGGAAGCUGAGAAAAACGUUCGGGAAUUCAGCGAAGAGCAAUUAAAAGCUGGACAAAAUGUCAUUUCCCUGCAGUAUGGUACCAAUAAAGGCCAGCAAACUGGUAUUUCGUUUGGCAACAGGCGUCAGAUGUGA
This is a messenger RNA of Parnassius mnemosyne (clouded apollo), 564 nucleotides long. The record is from the annotation of a GenBank genome assembly. Lineage: Eukaryota; Metazoa; Arthropoda; Insecta; Lepidoptera; Papilionidae.